Messenger RNA from Austrofundulus limnaeus, 2036 nucleotides. RefSeq names its product SH2 domain-containing protein 7. NCBI's taxonomy places the organism in Eukaryota, Metazoa, Chordata, Actinopteri, Cyprinodontiformes, Rivulidae. The transcript has 9 exons. The record is from RefSeq and is a predicted model, not a curated record. Gene Ontology annotation, cellular component: cytoplasm. Bases 297 to 1784 code for a protein of 495 amino acids.
GCCGUGGUGUUUGCGGGGGACAGCGCGCAUGCGUUACUCGAGAUUGCCGCAGGGUGGCGCUGUUUUGCAAGGCGACAACUGGAAACGCUCGCCUUGUUCAAACCAGGCUUCAGCUGUUUUUGUUAUGCAAAUGAGCCGCUUGAAGUCUGCCGUGUCGCUGCUGAGCAUCUCUGCUUUCCAGAGCAGUGGAAAAACGUGUGUAAUUGUAAAAUGUCAUCAGCCUAUAUCUCCCUCUUGGGUCACACUCAGAACACUUUCAGUUGAAGAUUAGAGACCGAGUCAAGAGGAGGCUUUUAAUGUUUUCUGCAAUGACAUUGGGUUCAAACCACACAGUGGUAAUCACAAGGACAGGAGUUGAGAGGGACUGCUGCAUGUUAUGCAGACCGCAGAAAGCCAGAUCUGACAACUUCGGCUACUUUUCACAUUCAAAACCAAAGGAUCCAAACCAUCCAAAAUCCCACUGUUACAGGACUCGAGUGAAGUUUUGCUUCAAGGAUAAGGUGAGAAUGGAACAAAAGGAACAGACGGGGGAUCCUAACGGUGAAGGAACCAAUGGUGGGAAUCUCAGAGAUCUGGCCUCUAAGUGGUUCAUAGACACCCAGGUGCCGCUUAUCGUCAACAAUGGCCUCUUCCCCUCCUGGUUCAUGGGCUUCACCAGCAGAAAGGAUGCUGAGAACUUACUGAAAGAUAAGGAGCUGGGAUGUUACUUGAUUCGUCUGAGCGAUAAGGCUAUCGGAUACAUACUGUCUUAUAAAGGCAGAGAUCGGUUUCGACACUUUGUGAUCAGCCAAAGUGUGACGGGACAGUUUGUGGUGUCCGGAGACAACGAGGGGCACGACACUGUACUUAAACUAAUAGAGCACUAUAAAACAAUUCCUAUUGAGCCGUUUGGGGAGUAUUUGACAUUUCCAUGCUUUAAGGAUCACAGUGAAGACCUAUAUGAUAUCAUCCGGGUAAGCCCCAAAGACAAACCAGAAGCUGUUCUCAGAGCUGCAAAGAACUUGCAAAAACAGAAAACUGCCUCAGCCCCAGACCACCAACCAGCAUGGCAACCAAAAGGCAACAAAACUGAAGAGGAGGUACCACCUUUGCCUCGGAGGAGCAGGCACCUCGACAGUGGCCCCUUCACUGACGAACAGGAUGGGGUUGUGUAUGCUCAGCUCAAGAAGCAGACAGUGAAAGAGAAGCCAAGAAUCCAACACGUUCAACAGGACAAUUUACCGGAAGUCAGCCGAAGGAAAGUUGAGAGUUCAAAUGCCAAAAACAGAAACAAYGGCCGGUGUAGUCCCCCAUCAGCACCAGAAUCUGUCUACACUGAACUCAACCCUCUGGAUAGCAAAAGCAAGUCUCUGCCCCUGCUGGACAGCAGCUCCGACACCGAGCAGUGUUACAGACUAAGGGUCCCUCCUGACACCCCGCCAAGACUUUCUCCCAAGCCGAUCAGGCAGGCCGCCAGCUAUGCUCCUCAGUCCAACAGCAGCCAGAGCUUGGACGGCAUGAGUGACAACGCUGUCUAUCACCUGGCCGGUCCAGCAUCUUUUAACAACCGGUCAUCAACAGCACAGCAGCAGAGCAAUUCUUUGUACGCUGAGGUUGCCAUUGAAACCCCUGUUCUGAAUCAGGACGACACGUACGAACUGAUCCCCGACCAAAAGGAGCCCGUCAAGCCCAACAGCAGCUACGAACCCGUGGAGGACAGCAAACGCAAAUUUAACUACUCAUCCUGGGGGAUAAAGAAUGACAAGUGGAAAUGGCUCUUCCCUGAGGCUAAGAGGAAAUGGUAGAAGCUGUUUCACCAGCAAAUGAACUGUUUUUUUUCACUCAUUUGACACUACUUUAUUAGACUCUACAGAAACUGUUGAUGUUUUUUUUUCAAUUUAUUACAACACUGUAAUGUAUUUAUUUAAAAUUGUUGAAAUUGUUAUUGUAUUUUGUUAUCUAUGAACAUMAUUGUGCACACACAUAUAUAUACAGUAUAUAUAUACUGUAUGUGUGUGUGUGUGUGUCCUACAAUCUGUUUUAUUAAACCACUUCCA